AUGGUAGACAUUGAAUCACGCAUCGACACAAUUGAGGAGCCUGAUGUUAUUCAAGAUGAUCCCAAAAAAUGGCCAAGAAGAAAGAAAUUUUUUAUCCUUGGGGUAAUAGCGGUUGCCGGAGUAGCGGCUCCGUUUUCAAGCACGAUGUUUUUUCCCGUACUACCAGUCAUACAAAAGUCAUACAACACGACAGAGGUGGCUGCAAACUCAAUAAGAGUAUUUGUCCUUGCUAUAGGAAUAUGUCCGCUCGGUUGGGCUGCAUAUUCGGACAAACGUGGAACAAGACGCAAUGUUUAUCUCUUGUCAUCUACAAUAUUUGUUCUUGCAUCGAUAGUCUGUGCUCUAUCACCAAACAUCUGGCUGUUGAUCAUUAUGAGAGUAUUGCAAGCAUGUGGGUCAUCGGCAGUGCAGAGCGUUGGAGCCGGAACGCUAAGUGACAUAUACAGAGUUGAAGACCGUGGAACUGCAUAUGGCAUUACCUUCUUGGGAACACUAUUAGGUCCAUUAAUUGGACCUGUCAUUGGUGGAUAUGUCGACAAAUUCCUUGGAUGGAGGUGGAAUUUCUGGUUACUUGCGAUUAUUGGAGUAAUUCUAUUGGUUCUAAUGUUCAUGUUACCAGAAACCUUCAGAGAGCCUGUGAAGCCGAGCAGACGGCAAAAGACCGAGACUGAAAAGAAAGGCAUGAUGGGUGGCAAAGAAAACGAUGCUGAAAAUGUGACAGUGAGAUGUGACGAUGUAGUGCAGGAUGAACUAGAAAAGCAAGAUGAAGACGGCUUAAAUGAGUCAAAAAGAAACAAAAGUCAAAUUCGCAUUGACACUGGCAUUUCUAUUAUCUCCCCAUCUCCGGUCUCUCCUAGUGCUACUCUUUUUGCUACAUCUCCAGUCUCUCCGAACAACACGCUAUUUCCUUCAUCUCCGACAUCUCCUGCUACCCUCGUUUCCUCAUCUCCAACGUCUCCUAGUUCUAAACUUUCUUCCUUAAAUCCAACACCCCUGCCUCAACCUAAAGAAGAUCUCAAUCUCCUAUCGUUUUUGCUCCUCAUUCUGUCACCUCUCCUUCUCCUCCGUUAUCCAAAUGUCGCGUUUUUAGUAGUAUUUAUUUCCGCAAUGUUUGCAAUGUUAUUCACACAAUACACACUUGUAGCGGUCACAUUUCAAGACAGCCAUUAUGCUCUCUCACCCUCCACGACUGGGCUUCUAUUUUUAUCUAGUGGGGCAGGGCAUAUGGUAGGAAGUGUAUUUGGAGGGAGGUAUACGGAUAUAAUGCUUGCAAGGGAGAAAAAAAAGAACAAAGGAGAGCAGUAUGCAGAGAUGAGAUUGAAAAGUGCAUGGCUAGGAUCCAUCAUUUUACCCAUAUCGUUUCUUGCUUAUGGCUGGUGUGUAGAAAAAGAGGUGUUUAUUGUAUGGCCUUUGAUUGCCAUGUUUUUCGGCGGGAUGGGGGUUCUUCUAACUUUUACCAGUAUGGCAGCUUAUCUCAUUGAUGCAUUCCCUGGAUUUUCAGCAUCGGUUAUGUCAGUAAAUAUUUGUCUCCGGUAUAUUGCUGCUUCUCUAAUGUCUAUCAUUGCUGCUCCAAUAAAAAAUGCAAUUGGGAAUGGAUGGUUAUUUACAGCAUUAGCCUUUCUCAACGUCAUCGGAGUUUUUCUUUUGCUAAUUGCGUAUCAUAAAGGGCGAGAAUGGCGAGAGAGUAUUGAGAAAAGUAAUGAAAAAGUUGUUGAUAAUAAUAAUAGUAUGGAGGUCAAUUUAAAGUCACUUGAUUUAUAA
Messenger RNA from Paraglomus brasilianum, 1761 nucleotides. The record is from the annotation of a GenBank genome assembly. Lineage: Eukaryota; Fungi; Glomeromycota; Glomeromycetes; Paraglomerales; Paraglomeraceae.